CGUAUAUGUUUUCAGAGCUGCUUGUCAUGUGAGGCCAGUGAUUGUCAAAACAUUUAGAGAAAUUGGCGUUUAAGCACAUCGAAAUAUUUUAAGUUCUGCUAGAUUAAAUAGCCAAAAUGCUCUCGCGGUUAUUAAAAGAACACCAAGCGAAACAAAACGAGAGGAAAGAGCUGCAAGAAAGACGAAGACGAGAAGCGAUAGCAGCUGCAACAUGUUUAACAGAAGCUCUGGUGGAUCAUCUCAAUGUAGGUGUGGCGCAGGCCUACGUCAAUCAGCGCAAACUGGACCAUGAGGUGAAGACGCUGCAGGUUCAGGCUGGUCAGUUUGCCAAGCAGACGGCGCAGUGGAUCAAUAUGGUGGAGAACUUCAACCAGGCCUUAAAGGAAAUUGGAGACGUGGAGAAUUGGGCGCGAAGUAUCGAGAUGGACAUGCGGACGAUUGCCACGGCUCUGGAAUAUGUGCAUAAAGGCCCGGCCCAGCCGGCGUCUUCAUGAACAGACAGACUCUUAAGGUCCAAAGUGGACCAAUACACUGAAACCAUUGAUGAAACCUAGACUCUCAUUUACUCUAGUGAAGAACUGCUGGGACGCCUGUUGAUUAAUUUACGGUUUGUUUUUAUUUGUGUUUUAUAUCAUAUCAUAUGUGUUUGCGUAAUAAAAAAGUGCCAUAAUUGUUGCA
Messenger RNA from Danio aesculapii, 678 nucleotides. RefSeq names its product biogenesis of lysosomal organelles complex-1, subunit 1 (gene bloc1s1). Bases 117 to 494 code for a protein of 125 amino acids. The record is from RefSeq and is a predicted model, not a curated record. NCBI's taxonomy places the organism in Eukaryota, Metazoa, Chordata, Actinopteri, Cypriniformes, Danionidae. The transcript is spliced from 4 exons. Gene Ontology annotation, cellular component: BLOC-1 complex. Gene Ontology annotation, biological process: endosomal transport.